CUGAUUGAUGGCAGGCUGAACUCCCCGAGCACGUCGGCGAUCACGCUAGAAAUGAUGGGACACCGCCUGCAUAUUUCUCAGGACCCUAACUCUAAGCACCUUGGGACUACGGUAUGGGACUCAUCAAUGGUGUUUGCCAAAUUCAUGGAAAAGAAUAGCAGGAAAGGCAGGUUUUGUCCAUCUAAACUGAAAGGAAAACGGGCGAUUGAGUUAGGAGCUGGUUGUGGCCUUGCCGGGCUCGGAAUGGCGUUGUUGGGCUGUGACGUUGUUACGACCGACCAAGUUGAGGUGCUCCCGCUGCUCAUGAGGAAUGUUGAACGCAACAAAUCGUGGAUCGCACAGUCGAAUCCUGACUCAGGUUCCUUCGGCAUGGUUACGGUUGCAGAACUGGAUUGGGGAAACAAAGAACAUAUCAGAGCCGUUGAACCUCCAUUUGAUUACAUCAUUGGUACUGAUGUUGUUUAUUCAGAACAUCUAUUGCAACCUCUACUGGAGACAAUUAUUGCACUAUCUGGUCCCAAGACAAAAGUAUUGCUAGGACAUGAGAUCCGUUCUACCACCGUCCAUGAACAGAUGAUGGAGAUGUGGAAAAGCAACUUUGAUGUGAAAACUAUAUCUAAAUCGAAGAUGGAUGCUAAAUAUCAGCAUCCUAGUAUAAAUCUUUACAUGAUGGACCUCAAAGCUCCACAUGUCCUCGAUGCUGGACCCAACGAUAAUGGUAUCACCGAGGAGGAGGAUGACGAUGCCUCCAACCCAGGAGGAGAAUAUGAAGAUCCAGGAGUGAAGACUGAAUCUUGUGCAGCUUCUGAGGAAGCGGAACACGGAAACAUGGACGACUGGGAAAUCAGAAGGUCCGGGGCUAUGGCUGCAAGACUUCUCAAGGAUGUGAAGCUAACAUGAGUUGGAUACGAUGAAUGACUUUAUAAUUGAUGUUGUGCUUUUUUGUUUGUGCCAUGAUUAUUGCUCUCUAGUGAAGAUGGACAUCAUUUAUUUUUUAAUUUUAUUUCCCUUGUCAGAAAAAGGUGUACCCUGAUUUCUACUAGUUCAAGCCCCAUGUAAUUCUGGAGCGACACAUUUGCUGUAUUUGCUGUAAAAUGUGUCGAAUGCUGGCUAUAACUCACCAGAGUGAAAUCCGUCUCA
Lolium rigidum is the source of this 1140-nucleotide messenger RNA. Its product is annotated as protein N-lysine methyltransferase METTL21A-like. The coding region runs from base 52 to 900 and encodes 282 amino acids. Lineage: Eukaryota; Viridiplantae; Streptophyta; Magnoliopsida; Poales; Poaceae. The transcript has 8 exons. The record is from RefSeq and is a predicted model, not a curated record.